Scheffersomyces stipitis CBS 6054 is the source of this 675-nucleotide messenger RNA. RefSeq lists its product as uncharacterized. Bases 1 to 675 code for a protein of 224 amino acids. Lineage: Eukaryota; Fungi; Ascomycota; Pichiomycetes; Serinales; Debaryomycetaceae. The transcript is spliced from 2 exons. The record is from RefSeq and is a predicted model, not a curated record.
AUGAAGUUUCAAGUUCUCCUCUGUCUUUUUUCGAUUCUUUGUUUGGCCAUCUCUGUCAAGACUGCUUCUUACUCUGAUGAGUUGAGUUUGUUCGCAAGUGGAAAUUCAUAUUUCCCACUAGAUUCUGGAAUCAUCAAAUUUGAUUCCAUAGAAAUACCCUUUGAUGGUAUCGGUGGAUAUUUCCGGUCAAUAGACUCCUUUCUGUUUGACAGGUUUUCGAAGUUGAAGGUGUUGUCCAAAAUAUUACGUGCUGCUGUUGAAGCUAAAGCAACUGGUGACAUAUUGUAUUUGUACAACUUCAUUGCUUUUAAUGGACAAGAUCGAAGUAUGACCUUGGACUACACUUCUAAUUUUAAAGAUGAAGUAUGUCUAUUUUUGUGCAAGUAUGACACAAAUUCGACAACGGAGUUAUCAGAAACUACUGCAGACUCGAGGUUAUCUGCUUAUUAUAAGAAUUUCCCAGUUGAAGAAUGUGAAUACAGUCGUGAGGAAGGAUUUUGCGGCAAAAACGUUUGGGUACUGACGCCAACCUCGGUCGAAAAGAAUUGGCAAGUAGAACCUUUUUACUCAUUUAUUAGUACUACCAAGGUUCAUUUUAUGGGCUAUUCCACCUUGAAGACCGUUGGCUUCGAAAUACAGCUACGUACAUACCUUGAGCGAACAUAUUCAGAUUAA